AUGCUGGAACCGAAAGAUCAUGUUGAACUACGAGAAAUACUAUGUAGAAGACAUCAAGAUCAUUGCUAUUACGUUACCGACGUCAUGUUGCAACAAAAGUAAGGUCUUGUAUAAUUUAUAAAGUUUUAGUCAUUUUUAGUAAAGUACUACGACGACUGCAACAAGAACCUCAACAUCAUACUAUUCUUGGAGCUGGGUAUCUUACUGGUGCGUUUAAAUACAUUAAUUAAGCAUUUUUUAAGUAGAGCCUAGAGUAGGCUUGAGAAGAGGAUAGGGUAGGUCAAGGGUAGAGCAGCAGGAGAGCGUGGAGUAGGGUAGGAUAGGGUAGGGUAGGGUAGGGUAGGGUAGGGUAGGGUAGGGUAGGGUAGGGUAGGGUAGGGUAGGGUAGGGUAGGGUAGGGUAGGGUAGGGUAGGGUAGGGUAGGGUAGGGUAGGGUAGUGUAGGGUAUGGUAGGGUGGGGUGACAUUGAUUGGCCUAAAGAUAAAUUUCAGGCAAAAACACGAUAGAUCCAGAGAAGAUUUGGGCACCUUACAUACGAUUGGCUUUGCAUGCACCAUUUCUGUUCAACCUAACACAAAAGAAUGCUCUACAAAUUGGUUUGGGAGCUGGAAUAUCUGGUGGCUUUUUGGAGACUCUUGAUGUAGGUCUAAAAUUAAAAAAAAAAUUUUUUUUAAAUUAAAAAAAUUUUUUUUUUUAAUUAAAAUAUACUCUUAUUUAAAAAAUAAAUUACAGUAUAGUAUAACCACGGUAGAGUUAGAGCCAAUGGUAAUUCACAUCGCUCAACAAUAUUUUGGCAUACCUAGCAGUAGAAAGCACAAUAUCAUACAUAAAGAUGGAUUUGAGUACAUUGCUACGAGAAGUCUAAGUGGUAAGGUAUUAUAUUAAUAUAUAAAAUCAUUAAGAAAAGUAUUUUAAACGUAUUGUAUCAAAAAAGAAUGACAUAAACACGCUUUGUGUUGUAGGGUUGGGUGGGGUAAGGUAUUGUGGGUAAGGUAGGGUGGGGUUAAGUAUUGCCGAGUACGAUGGGGGGGGGGGGGGGGUAAGGUAAGUUAGGGUAAGGUAUUCUAGGGUACGGUAUUACAGAUCAUAUGGCUAGGGUCAAAAAGUAAAGUCAUGUAUUUCAGAAGAAAAAUUCGACUACGCUUUCAUAGACACAUCGUACAGUGAUGAUCUUCAUCUGUUCAUCUCUCCAGUUGACAGUUUUACCACGCCUGAAUUUGUCAAGAAUCUAAAAAAACAUAUGAACAAAGAAUGUGCUGUGGUGGUGAAUACCUAUUCGCGACAUCACGAACUUGACAAAAUGGUAUUUUUUUAAUAUUAUGUUUACUUAAAUUCGGAAUUACGCUCGUAUUUUACUAAACUAUGUUAUCAAGAGAUGAACCUUAACAGUGGAUUAACUUUAUUAAGCUUAGAAUUAGUAAUUUGCAGCUUAGUAAGCUUAAAUUUAUUAGGUUUAGGCUUAUACAUCCUAAUUUAUUUAAGUAAGUGUUUGAGUCUGAGAUCUGAUGGGCUUAAAUUAAUAUGAACGUUAACAACGUUAAUUAUAAUGUUUUAGCUUGAAGCCGAACGACAUCGACAUGUCAUGUUGGUGCUAUACAAACGCUUUUUUCCAUCUUGCUUCUAUGUUGAAACCCAAGAUAACAGUGUAAGUCAUCAUUCUUAUAGGCUUGUCCUAUCUAAGCUUGUAUUCAAACCUUAAUCAUAGCCUUCCCUACCAAAAUUUUGAAAAAAAGUAUUUUUCAGCUCUUGUUUUGCUCAUGCAAGCCAAUAUCAAAGAUGACACAGGUAAAGUAUGAUUAUUUUUUGUCUCAUCUACCCCCAACACUCUACGCAAAGCUACUUGUAGACGCCAACGUUAGGGAGGAGUGGUAG
Messenger RNA from Bursaphelenchus okinawaensis, 1872 nucleotides. The record is from the annotation of a GenBank genome assembly. Lineage: Eukaryota; Metazoa; Nematoda; Chromadorea; Rhabditida; Aphelenchoididae.